GUUUGAUUUGGAAAAUGAUUUAAAAAAUGUCGACGCGCUGUCGUACCUGUGGCAAGAUUAUUUAUUGUCUAAACUCAAAGAAUUUAUUUCAACAGCCCGACAACAUCAUGCUACACCAAAUUGCAGCUCUAACUGGAAUUUUUCUACCAGAGCAUAUGGAAUUUCCUGAACAUAUUUGCGGACCCUGCGAAGUAGCGCUACGAGAAGCCAUCGUAUUUCGUGAACGCAUUAUAAAAACACAAAAGCUUCUUUUAAAUAGCGACAACAUUGCGGAUGCGUUUCAAAAAAUUGACACGGAUGAAGUGGACAAGCUAAAUCUAGAGAUGGAUGGUGAAGAGAUGGAGCUAUAUAACUCAUAUGAGGAGAUUACAGAAUAUGAGUGUGACGAAUAUGAUAGCUCGGAAGAUGCAGAGGAGGGAAAUGAAGAUUUGUCAGUGAAUGGUCAAUCCGACGAGUCCGUGCAGAACAUAAAGACUGAUGAGCCAACUACAGAACCGCCUGCAAAUGCGCCUCCUCCAAUGCCAAAUACGCCACGCCGACCGGGCAAACCACCUUCCAAACUCUAUGCAACGGUCAACUUUGCGACAAACGCUAGGAACACGCCGCGCAUAAACUGGAGCAAGCUGUCGGAGGAUGAAAUCGUGGCACUUAAGCGUGAACGCCGCAAGCGUGACUGCAUUUGCGAGCUGUGCGGCAGACAUUUUACCUGCCCCAGCAACUUUAAGGUGCAUCUGCUGCGACACACUGGUGUUAAAAACUUCUCCUGCAAGCAGUGCCCCCUGAAGUUCUACACGCCGCACUUGCUGCGGCGCCACGAGCUGGCGCAUCUCUGUGAGAAACCGUAUCCCUGCCAGUACUGUGGCCAAACAUUUGCCGAUCACAGCGGACGCAUUCAGCACGAGCGCAACCGCCAUACGAAUUAUCGGCCAUAUAAAUGCACCAAAUGUGACAAGGCCUUUGUGGUCAGCAACAAGCUUAAGAGGCACAUGCUCAGCCAUUCCGGCGUGCGUAGUUUUCACUGCGAAAUAUGCAAAGUAUCUUUCAUGCGACGCCCACACUUAAAUGCCCAUUAUCGUUCAAAGGGCCACGAACAGAAUGCACAAAAUUACGCUGAUUUGGCCAACAAUGUGGACAUCGAUAUAGAAAAUGUGUUACAAUAAAAUCGGUAAUUAAGCGUACUUAGUUUGUAAGUCGUUUUAAGGAGCAAUGAUUUUGUUUAAGCUUAUUUUAAGGGACAUAUGUCAAUGGUGUCACAAAAGGGCAGUUCAUAUAAUAACUAUGUGCAGAUCCUUGCCAUUUGAGACCUAAGCAUCAAUUUUAAAUGCGGCUAAUUAACUCACUGUAUGUUAGUUCUUAUUAUGAUUGUUUGUUCCACUUGAAAAUAUCUGAUAAAACAAAUUACUACAAAAUUCACAAA
Molecule: messenger RNA, 1417 nt
Organism: Drosophila montana
Lineage: Eukaryota; Metazoa; Arthropoda; Insecta; Diptera; Drosophilidae
Product: transcription factor Ouib
Exons: 4
Coding region: 27-1160 (377 amino acids)
Biological process (GO): regulation of transcription by RNA polymerase II
Cellular component (GO): nucleus
Molecular function (GO): zinc ion binding; RNA polymerase II cis-regulatory region sequence-specific DNA binding; DNA-binding transcription factor activity, RNA polymerase II-specific
Source: RefSeq, a predicted model, not a curated record